This is a messenger RNA of Cotesia glomerata, 2613 nucleotides long. It is a transcript of the gene GCS2beta, whose product is annotated as glucosidase 2 subunit beta. Gene Ontology annotation, biological process: N-glycan processing. Bases 189 to 1784 code for a protein of 531 amino acids. NCBI's taxonomy places the organism in Eukaryota, Metazoa, Arthropoda, Insecta, Hymenoptera, Braconidae. The transcript has 2 exons. Gene Ontology annotation, cellular component: glucosidase II complex. The record is from RefSeq and is a predicted model, not a curated record.
UCAACAAACGUCUGUGGUCUGUGCUGCUUUGAUUAAGCUCAACUCGAAAAUUUAUAAAUACAUUAAUAAAUACGUAUUAAAUUAAUAUAAAUAUAAACAACAAAGAAAAAAAAAAGUUUUGUACAAUUAUUUGUUAAUUUUUCUAGUAAUUAAUUACGUAAUUAAAUUAAGAGUAUAAGUAAGUUAAGAUGAUAAAUUACUUGUUAUUCUGUGCAAUAUCAGCAUUAGUUUUAUCAUUUGAAUUGAGCCACGUAACCGGCACCACCAAAGUAACACGUAUACGAGGUAUCCCACAAUCAAAAAGUCCACUUUAUAAUCCGAAAAAAGACUUUAGUUGUUUAGAUGGCAGCCGUAUAAUAACAUUUGACAAGGUUAACGACGACUACUGUGACUGCGGAGAUGGGAGCGAUGAACCCGGCACCGCUGCUUGCUCCAAUGGUUACUUUUUCUGUGAUAACGCCGGCCAUACACCUCAAUACAUCACGGCCAGCCGAGUGAAUGACGGAAUAUGUGACUGCUGCGAUGCCAGUGAUGAGUACGCGUCCCCAGCUUCCUGCGUUGACAACUGCAUGGAGCUCGGCCGUGAAGCCAGAGCCGAAGCUGAGAAAGCUGCUGAGCUGGUGAGAGAGGGCAGCAAGAUCAGGCUCCAGCUGAUUGAAGAAGGACGUAAGUUGAAGAGCGAAAUUGGGGACCGGCUGGCCAAAUUGAAGAAUAACUUCUUGGAGGCUGAUCUUAUCAAAAAGGAAAAAGAGGUCAUCAAGAACCAGGCUGUCGAGAGAGAGUCUGCUGCUUUGGAGAAGUACAAACCUGCUGAGCCCGAGCCUACUCCAGCAGACCAGCAGUCCCAAGACCAACAAGAGGAUGUUAAACUCAGAGAAGCUCAAGAAUACUUCAAGAUGCUUGAUUCUGAUGAAAGUCGCAGUGUUACGUUGGACGAAUUGCAGUCCAGGGCUAUUUUUGAUCGGGAUCUUAAUGGAGUUGUCACUGAGGAAGAGGCCAUGUUCUUCUUGGGGCAGGAUGAGGUUAAUAUUGAUGAGUUUGUCGAGAAAUCUUGGGACAAUAUCAAACCAGUGCUGAUGAAGGAACAAGGAUUGUUCAGAGGUCCAGGUGACCAGGUCGAAUAUGAAAUGCACGAGGAGCAUGUCCAAGAUGAGCAUGACUCUGAGGAAGAAGACGAUGAGGACGAACACGAUCCCGAGGCGCCUGAAGACAUUGACCACGAUGAAGAAAUCGAGAAACAAGGCGAGGUAGAGCAAAUAACCCAGCAACCUCCGGUUCAGUAUGACGAAGAGACUCAGGCGCUGAUUGACGAAGCGAAUGCUGCCCGGGAGCAGUACCAGCAGGCCGAAAAAGCUGCCCUGGAUCUUCAGAACGAAAUGAGGUCGCUGGAAGCUAAAGUAGAGCGCGACUAUGGCCCUGAUGUUGUUUUGGCUUCGCUGGACGGUGAGUGCUAUCAGUACACUGACUUGGAGUACGUCUAUUCGAUGUGUCUCUUCGGACGAGCUACUCAGAGCGCCAAAUCAGGCGGUAGCGAAGUCAGUUUAGGUCACUGGAACGACUGGGCCGGUCCUCAACACAACAAAUAUUCAAAGGCCAAAUUUGACAGAGGUCUCACCUGCUGGAAUGGACCAGCGAGGUCCACGAUGCUCGAGCUGCGCUGUGGUACUGAAAAUAAAUUAAUUUCGGUGUCAGAACCAAGUCGCUGUGAGUAUGCUAUGGUAUUUACCACACCGGCGCUUUGUAAUCCAGAUGUUGAUAACUCAAGUGUACACGAUGAGUUGUAGAAAUAUUUAUUGACAACCACUAACUGAUAAGAAAUCAAUAACAUGUUUUAUAGAGUUUUAAAAUGUUGAUGUGGACACUUCACCAUGGUUUUACAUGUUCACAAUAAUAAUUAUCAUUGUCAAGGUGGAUAUCAUCAAAAUUAUUCAAUUAAAUAAUUUAAUUUUUUGCCUUUUUCAUUAUUAAUAAUUUUUUAAUUGACGCGACCAUAAUUUUGAAACCAAUAAAUACUUUGUAAUGCCAGUAAUUAUUAGAGAAUUUUUUAGCAAGUGCCUAGUCAACGAUAAAUGCAUUUACUUCGCAAUAAUUAAAGAGAGUUAAAUAAAGUAAAUGAUUGAUAAGAUUAUUAAAAAAAUAAAAGUUAUUUCAAUGGAAGAUAAUUCGUUAUGAAUUUUUUUGUAAAAUAUUGGUUCAGUGGUCGUCUUCAGAAGUUGAUGCCAGAUUAUUAAAUUUUAGGAUACAAUAAUUAUACAUAUUGAUUAAACAAAAAAAAAAAAAAAAUACAAAUGGGUACUGAAGCCAUGGCACAAUUUUUUCACUUUGAAAACAUAUUUAGUAAAUAGUUGUUACUGUCUUUUAAAAAAUAAUUGGAUCACUGUUACAUUCCUCUUUUUUACACCGGAUUAUUUAUAGAUGUAUCAAAGUAAAGCAAAAGAAGAUAAUGAAGUAAUUAAUAGUAAUAAAUGAGUAAAGUAAGUAAUAAGUACGGGUCCUGUGAUAAUGCACUUAUUUUCGCUGUAAAAAAUUGUGCAAGCGGUGAUCCAGUUUUUUUGUGGAAAAAAAUAAAAAAAAAUAAAAAAAAAAAAAAACAUCUCGUUACUGUUUUUUCAA